AUGGAAAAAAGUGUGACAGAUAAAUGGACAACACGUGAUAAAAAAGGUGAUAUAGUGGAUGAAUGGUCAAUGAGAAGUUCGAAAGGUGAAACUGAUGAAUUACGACACCAUGAUGAUGGAACCGGUGAAACAUGGCAUCGUAAAGUUGAGAUAUCACCAGAAGGCAAAUUAUCUUUCGUUGACAACAGGCGCUUUUAUACGAGGGAUUAUGUUGUCGAGGUAAAUUCGAUGUAUUAG
This is a messenger RNA of Cercopithifilaria johnstoni, 237 nucleotides long. The record is from the annotation of a GenBank genome assembly. NCBI's taxonomy places the organism in Eukaryota, Metazoa, Nematoda, Chromadorea, Rhabditida, Onchocercidae.